Paramecium pentaurelia is the source of this 441-nucleotide messenger RNA. NCBI's taxonomy places the organism in Eukaryota, Ciliophora, Oligohymenophorea, Peniculida, Parameciidae. The record is from the annotation of a GenBank genome assembly.
AUGAAUAAGGCAUAAAUAAAAAAAUGGGAAACUUAUAUGAGAUUGUAUAUAAAAAGAAAAAAAAACGCCAAUAUAGAUUUGGUCAGUUUAAAUAAAAUUGAUUGUUUUAUAGAAAAAAGAAAUGAGAUAAGGAGCAAUGAGAAGAAGAACUAUGGAGAUGUCUAUUGUAAAAUGAUUAAUUAAGUUGAUGCAGAAAAAAUACUUUAGAUAAAUUAAACAUAUAGAACAAUAAAAGAAAGAUUAAUUUUAGAAGAUGGGAAUAUUAAGAAGGAAUAAAGGACAUAGAGAAAGGAAGAGAAAAUAAAAAGUUGGAUUUAUAAAAUGAAAAAAAAUUAAUUAACAAAAUUGCAUAGGCCUGACUUUUUAUUAAAAAUAAAUUUCAUCAGAAGGAGAGAAUAUGAGCCUAUUUUAGAGGGAAACCCAGCAAUAGCCAAGUUGUGA